This is a messenger RNA of Cladophialophora carrionii CBS 160.54, 1443 nucleotides long. RefSeq lists its product as uncharacterized. Bases 1 to 1443 code for a protein of 480 amino acids. The transcript is spliced from 4 exons. NCBI's taxonomy places the organism in Eukaryota, Fungi, Ascomycota, Eurotiomycetes, Chaetothyriales, Herpotrichiellaceae. The record is from RefSeq and is a predicted model, not a curated record. Gene Ontology annotation, molecular function: RNA binding.
AUGGCAGAAAACGUUCCUCCUACGACCUUGUCCCCUCCACCUUCGACGUCCGGUGUCCCGGGCUACGAUGCUGCGAGCGGCAGCAAUGGCCGUCCGGCCGCUGGUAUGGGACCUCCCACGCUCCCUCCCAUGGUCAUCCCGCAGAACAACAACAACGUCGCGGCUCCUGUUACACCUGGCAGCGCCCUGUCGCCUUCGUCCGGUGGAGUGGUCCGUAGAGCGGCCCCCGAACCGAACAAGAGGGCAUUGUACGUGGGCGGACUCGACCCUCGAGUCACCGAGGACGUUCUCAAACAAAUCUUUGAGACUACAGGCCAUGUGGUCAGCGUCAAGAUUAUCCCUGACAAGAAUCAGUUUAGUUCAAAGGGCUUCAAUUAUGGUUUCGUCGAAUACGAUGACCCUGGUGCCGCUGAGCGAGCCAUGACGACGCUGAACGGCCGGAGAGUCCAUCAGGCUGAGAUCCGCGUCAACUGGGCUUACCAAUCCAACACUGCGACCAAAGAAGACACCUCCAACCACUUCCACAUCUUCGUUGGUGACCUCAGCAACGAAGUCAAUGACGAAGUCUUGCUGCAAGCCUUCUCCGCCUUUGGCACUGUCUCCGAAGCUCGCGUCAUGUGGGACAUGAAGACCGGCAGAUCGCGGGGCUAUGGCUUUGUUGCUUAUCGUGAUCGGUCUGAGGCUGAGAAGGCCUUAGCUUCCAUGGAUGGCGAGUGGUUAGGAAGUCGUGCAAUCCGCUGUAACUGGGCAAACCAAAAAGGACAACCUUCUAUCUCUCAACAACAAGCGAUGGCGGCCAUGGGAAUGACUCCUACAACACCGUUCGGCCACCAUCACUUCCCCACCCAGGGUAUCCAAUCCUACGAGAUGGUCGUCAACCAAACGCCUACCUGGCAAACGACCUGCUACGUCGGGAAUCUCACCCCCUACACGACGCAAGCAGAUCUUAUUCCACUGUUCCAGAACUUUGGCUAUGUGGUGGAAACCAGAUUCCAAUCUGAUCGAGGAUUUGCUUUCAUUAAGAUGGAUUCGCACGAGAAUGCUGCCAUGGCGAUCUGCCAGCUGUCGGGAUACAAUGUCAAUGGCAGGCCUCUGAAGUGCUCGUGGGGCAAGGAUCGUCCUCCGACUGGGCAAUUUGACACCUACUCCCCUCAAACCCCCAUUGGUUCUGCGUCUACCCCUGGCGGCUAUAACCCAGCGUCGCCGUACUACCCACAAUACCCUGGUCCCGGCCCAAUCACGCCUCAAGGCCCUAGUCCUGGUGGCCGCCCAGGAUGGGAAUCCAACCACCUCGCCAGUCCAUAUACCGCGUCGCCGCACUCGGCAUACGGUCAGGCCCCACCAUCUGCUGGGAGCUACGGACGAGGUCAAGCCGCACCCGGUGCAAUGUAUCAGCAACCGCCGCCAUCCUUCAACAACAACUAUCCUGCCUAUCAAGGAUAG